UGAUUGCAUGAAACUGCUGAACUGUGAUCAAUCAGAAAUUUAGCCUUUACUCGAAAAGGUCACGUUUGCUUGAGUGGAUCCGGACAGCUUUGCUUGAGUUUAUAUUGUUUGUGGAAAUAAAAUUGCACAACACCAAAUGCUAACCCUCCAGUUCCAUGUGUAGUUUCUCCCUCAGUCUUGGGUGCCCUUUUUUUUUUUUCUUCUUUUUUUUUUUUUUGAAAAAUCUGGUCCCAUAUCUGCAUUAUCAUGUACAUUCAGAAACUAGUUAUGAACUCUGUUUCUUAAAACUGCCUUGUACCUUUACACAAGUAACCUUUUUUCCUAAGAGUGUUUAAAUAUGUUUUUGUAUCGAAAUAAAUUUGUCAUUUCUAAUGUUACGUAUUUACAAGUAACAUCUUUGUGCUUUAAAUGCAUUUAGGGCUCUCUUUUUCUCUUAUUUGCAUCCUCUAGCUGGAGGACUAACCCGGAAGUGUUUAAAGAGUGACCACUCUCUGUCAGCUGAAGGGUCUUUGGCUGACUGGGUAUGUACAGUGAGUCAAAUCAUUUGGAUCUGUUUCACGAGUCCCAAACGACUCAUUGCUACAUUUUUAUGAAAACCAGCCAAAGCUGUUGGUCUUUGCAUAUUUGUACGUUUGCAUAUUAUUACUUUAAAUGAUUAUAAAAUGCAUUUAAAAGAAUAAGGGUUUUUUUUUAAGCAGAAGGAUUGAUUAGACAUGUGAGUCGGCUCACCUAAAAGAGUCGGCUCGUUCAUGAACGACUCGCAGGGCUGUCACACUGUAAAGGUUAAACAAGGCGUGAAAAGAUUGCGCCAUGACGUGACUCCUAUUUCAAUAUCCUGCUAAAACAGGCACUGGUUUUGUCGAGAGAGUCUCAGCCGCUUUAGCGUUUGCUAUUUAACGCCGUCAGAAAGCAGACUGAUUUAUAGCGCCGGCCUGCUUUUUAUUAAUGCCAGAGGUUUCUCACACCGACUGAACGCGACUCCAUUCGCUCUCAUUUCACCGAGAAUGGUUUUGUUUAGGUUUGGGGUUGUUUUGACCCCCGAGCGCUCGGAUAUCGAGGUGUUUGUCUCGGGAUCCCGUCCGGAGCUCGGGCACUGGGACGCCGGGAACGCGGUACCGAUGAAGCCGACGCGGACGCUGGCGUCCGGCUGCGACCCCUGCCUGUGGCUCGGGGAAGUGCAGCUCACUGAGCCGUACACACACAAGUUCUGGUUCAAGUUCCUUAAGAGGCUUAAUGGGAACUAUAUUUGGGAAGGUAAUGGCCCACAUCACGAUCGGGAGUGUGUGUAUGACCAAGGCAACAUGGUGGACGGGGUGUACUGUCACCCGAUUGGUCACUGGAUCGAGGUGAGCGGCCACACAGACGAGAUGAGGCACACGACAAACUUCUACUUCAGCGUCGCUGGACAACAGGCCAUGCACUUUUCCAAGAUCCUGCCUCGGAUUUGGCUGGGCAGUUGCCCUCGGCGGGUUGAGCACGUCACCCUGAAGCUGAAGCACGAGCUGGGCGUCACGGCCGUGAUGAACUUCCAGACCGAGUGGGACGUCGUAAACAACUCGCACGGCUGCCGGCGUGACCCCAACGAGCACAUGACCCCGGAGACCAUGAUGUACCUGUACCGAGACUGUGGUCUGGCUUACGUCUGGAUCCCGACGCCAGACAUGAGCACAGAGGGACGUGUGCGGAUGCUGCCCCAGGCCGUGUACCUGCUCUAUGGGCUGUUAGAAAACGGUCACAGCGUGUACGUGCACUGUAACGCAGGCGUGGGUCGCUCCACAGCCGCCGUGUGCGGCCUGCUGAUGUACGUGCUCGGGUGGAGCCUCAGGAAGGUGCAGUACUACCUUACAGCCAGGAGGGCGGCGGUAUACAUCGACGAGGAAGCUUUGGUACGAGCGCAGGAGGACUUCCUGCUGAAGUUUGGACGUUUACAUCCCCCGGUAUGCUGUUCUGAGAUGCAGGCAGGAGGACAAUGUUAGACAUAAAUACAGGAGUGGAUACUUAUACUAAAAAAUAUGAUUGUUGCAUAUGAAGGAUGAAUACCAGCAGUUUGAGAGAGGUCUAUAUAAAAUAUUUGUAGUUACAUUUUUUUAUUUUAAUUUUAUUUACUUUUAUUUAAUUUUUUUCACACACUUUUACUCCCAAAUUGUAGCAUCAUCUUUUUUGUUGUUGUUGUUGAAAUAUUAUAAAAGAAUAUUAAAGUGUUCAGCUGCUUCACUGAUCUGUAUCUCAUCUCCGGUUUGGAUACAAAUCACCUCUCUUUUUUUAUUACAACAUUUUUCUUGGAAAUGUUCCUCACAUUUUCAUCUUAUCAUCCUUCCCCUAUCUUCUUCCUGACAAAAUGGCCAUUUUGCAAAAGGGCACCUUCGAGCCGUUGGCAGCUCUUCUGCUCGCACAUGUGGCAGUUAUCGUUAUUCCAUGGACCGCUUUUCCAAAUUUAAUAUCCUGCUAAAUCAUUUUGUGAAUACUCAGCAUGGUGGCUAUAUUUAGAUCAGACCUUUCACUCACACCAUCACCCAGGCUGCUUUCCAAGGCAGGGUGUGAAAACAGUGUGACCUUUGAAUAAAUGGGUAGAAAUUCUGUCACUGUCCAGAAAGGCUUAUUGAGGGGAAAAAAAUGAGAAGAAGCUGGUAAAUUAUUCCGAAGGAGAGAUUUUAAAUUCAGAAAACAUCUUGUUCUCGCUCGCUUUCUGUCUCAGCAAAGAAAAAAGUGCUGAGUCUUUUUUGUUCUGUCCAUCCUCUAAAGUUUCACAGCACCGUUUUAAAACCCCUCACUCAUUUCAUCUGUUUACUUUGUCCCUCCAUGUCUGUUAGAGCUCAGGGUGUCUUUAUUUUAUAGCACAGUUUGCUGCUUUUCCUGGAGAUAAGGUUUCUGCAGAGCUUUUGUGCUGUACUUCAAACUCCUCAGUGUUCAAUAGGAUAGAAGAAGUGAGCUCUUAAAGCCAUGUGUCAGGCCUUGAGGAGGACGUGUGGGUGAGUGUGUGCGUGUGUGUGUGUGUGUGUGGGUGUAGAUGAGUGUAAGAUGGAGCAAGGAAGUGAAUGAGAAAAAAGAACAUGACCUUUUUCGACUCAUGUUCUACGAAUCCAGUAAGUGUGGUCAUUAAAGAAUGUCAAUUUUAGCCACAGACUGUGUGAGGACGUGUCUCGUCCUCGCUCUCCUCUCGCCACUCAGCGAAGCAUGUGACAAAUUCGAGUGCUUGUUUUCUUCCACAAUGUGACUUAUUUCUGUGGCCUGGAAUAAUGAAAGGCUGGACUUGUGCCAUAUUCUUUCCAUCUUUUAAUAAAGGAUUUGUGGGCUGUUUAAAGAUUGGGAUUUUUUUUUUUUUAUAACCAAACCCUUUUCAUGAUAGCUCCUUGGUCUUCAUGAUGCUGUUUAUUUCAUUCUCUAACAAACUCUUUAUAUUCAGAUCACAUGACCACUUCAUUUGCACACAGGUGGAUUACAUUAAUUAAAUAAUUAUGUGACUUCUAAUGGCACCAGAACUAAAGUAGGGGUUUCACAGUAAAGGGGGUGAAUACUUAUACAAUUACGGUUUUAAUAUGCAAACAGUUUUGCAAACUAUAUUGAUUUUUCACCCCACUUUAAUAUUAUGGGCUAUUUUGUGUAGAUUCAUGACAUGAAAUCCCAAUUAAAUCCAUUUCAGUUCCAGGUUGUAACACUACAAUAUGUGGAAAAGUUCAAGUGGGGGGUGAAUACUUAUGCAAAGCCCUGUAUCUUUGUGAAAGUCAGAUCUAGACAUUUAAGCUUAAAAUAAUUAUAAUGCAAUUAUUAUGAAGAAUUAUUACAGUGCAUUUGGCAAUGAUAGAUAGUGAUGUUGGAAUGUAAAAGAAGUGCAUUAGCUAUAUUGAAGUUUGGCUGGGGGAUUUUAUUGACCAGACCUGGCAACCCUAGACAUUACCGAACAGCCAGCUUUGUAUUUAAAUACAAGCAAAAUCACAAAGAAAUCUCUGGGAAUUUAUUUGCUUCGUUCUAGGACCCUGAGGUUGUUUAUAAUCGCAUUUUCAGUCAUUUUUUUCCGCACUUGUUUAUGUGAUUUGGAAGCAAUAAAACACUCUCGCGUUGGUAAUGGCCACUUCAGAAGCUGCUGUACAAACAAGUUCCUGUCUUUAAUGUUACUGCAGAUUGGAGACGUUUAUAAAAUGCCUGUGUAUUAGCAAGAUGCACAAGAUAGUAAAACGGAACAUAAUCAUUACUACUGGGUCGUUUGUUUCUAUGGAUUUAGACAAAUAAUUUGUAGACAUAAAGAUACAAUAAAAAUAAGACAUAACGCUUUACAUUUUAAACUGAAAUAUACAAUGAGUGCCAAAAAUCGCUUUCUUUAUACCAAGUGAUUUAAGGGAAUUAACUGCACAUUUUGUGCCAACUCAAAAUGUAUUUAAUUCAAGCCACCUCUAUUUAUAUAGCGCCUCUAAAACGCAAACUAUUAUCUUCCAAAGUGCUGCACAAUACAUCAAUUACCAAACUACAAAUGAAAGUGAAAUAAAAGGCAGUAAAAGACAAAACCCCAGGUGAAAAGACAGAACAAAAAACAGAUACUACAGAGGGUUUUUAAUUGAGUUUAAAAAUAGCUACAGUGGGGGAGCUGAAACUGAAAAAGACUGCAGUAUGGUUUACUUAGUUAAGAUUUAAUUGACAAUAAAUUUGAACCAUUUUGAAUUUUCAAUUUUCUGUGUGUAGAGAUGUGUGUGUUCAAAGCUGCUGAAGGGUAAAACAAAAAGCAGGUUGCAUCAAACAGCUGGUUUAUACUGGUUAGGUUUGCCAUCUGUUGUCAUGGCCAUGCUAAAUGUUGGUACAGUUGUUCAUGCUUGUCAUACGCAGUGUAAAAACAUGACUCAGAAAAGCUACAAUACCAAUAACAAUCCUACAAAUUCAUUCAAUACAUUUUUAUACUAAUUAUUACAAUGAAGUAUUUAGUAACUACAGCGAAACUAAUAACAAAAAGUCUGGAUCUGUCAACGGACCCUCAGAGUUUAAGAUCUAAACAUAUGCUGGUGAUAAGCAAUAUUAGCAAGUAUUGCUAACUUCUGAGGAUUUUAGCCAUAUAUAGCCAUCCUAUAUUUUAGCUACUGCUCUUUAUAAAGUGAUUAAAUGCUUUUGGUGGAAGUUGAGUGUGAAAGCUGGUUAAAAUGUGAAAAAUUUCAGUGCAGUGGUUUUGACACAUUCAUUUAAAAAGCAAAUCUGUAUCGGUCAAAAAAAAAAAAAAAAAGACGAGCCAGUGAUGCAGCGACGAUCCCAUCCUAGUCAAUAAUGUUUGGGCAGUGGUGUCUCAACAGAUAAGGCUCUGGAUUACUGAUCAGAAGGUCGGGGUUUCAAGCCCCAGCACCGCCAUGCUGUCACUGUUGGGCCCCUGAGCAAGGCCCUUAACCCUCUCUGCUCCAGGGGUGCUGGAUCACAGCUGACCCUGCGCUCUGACCCCAACUUCCUAACAUUCUGGGAUAUUUGAAAAAAGAAUUUCACUGUGCUGUAAUGUAAGUGUGACAAAUAACAUGAUAACUUGAGAGGCAGGGUGUGUAGGGUUUGAGGCAUUCCUAAUUUGCAUAAAAUCUGGACUUCUUAAAGAGGGUUAAAGUGUAAGUACGUCUGUUCUUUUGACAUUUUUCUAUAACCAAAAAGGAAAAAAUAUGAUCUUUAAAAUAUCAGGAAUAAGGGUUCCAUAUACACCAGAGAUAAUCUGACAGUACAUUAAGCCUUUAAUUCUCCCUGUACGGCUUCAAUAUCAUGUUUUAAAGCACGACCCAUAUCAAAUCUAAUUAUACACACUGUGAACAGAGGAGAUGUUGUAAAAGAAAGAAAAUGGAGAGAUAAAGACAUCGUCCAAAGCUCUGAUGGCUCUUCAGGGCUGAGGUUGAAGGGCAUAAUUCCUCAAGCACCACAUAUUAAAAUCUCAUAUUAUUUUUCUAGGAGUUAUAAUGAGUGAAAGCAGUUUUAGUGGAUUAUGUACUAAUGAGGUCAUAAGAGAAGAUGGUGGUGACCUCGACCCGAACACUUACUCUCACCUUUCUCGGAUUUUAUAUGAGUCAUGUGACUGUCUUGAGUCCUCUGGAUAUGUAUGCUUUAUCGCAGUAAAAGUGACAGGAAGCACAGUCAGUUAUAUUUAAGUAAGGAAUGUUUAAGUAACCAAAUAAAGCAUGAUGGGUGUGAGUUUAUUCGAAAAUAAUCAGGCCUGACAUAGUCAACCUUGAAGUCGAUUAUUUUCCUGUAAUGGCACGUCCUGAAUGGCCUCUUAUACCACAGCAAUUUAUCAGGGAUUAAAAUAUUUAAUUCAUAAAUGAAUGAGAUGAACCAUAUUUUUUAUCCAUUUACACUUACAUGUAAAGUUGUGGAACAUCCAUGAAACAAGUUCCUUUUAUCACUUACGCUGUAGCAGCUAUCAACAGUCAUUCCCUCACCAGCCUCUCUUUACUAAGUUACUGAGACGAAAAAAUGCAGCUUGUCAUUUUACUGAAAAACCAUAAAGUGUAAAAUUCUUCCAUCUUGAACACAUUCCUGUGUAGGAAAAAUUUACUUCCGACCGUUAAAACGUGCUAACACUGGAGACUCCUUCCAUAAAUUGCUAAAUAAACAUCUUCUCACUGAAAACUUUUUUUUAAUUAGUUUAUGUGGAGGGUCCACCAUACGAGUCAUUGUGUAACUUGUAACUAUAUAAAUAAUAACAUAAUAUAUAACAAUAAUAUAUAAAUAUUAGAACACACACAUUAAUAUAACCCUGUGAUUUGAAUUACAGCCAGCACUAUUGUCAGAGCUGCUGUUAUAGAAAAUUAAUCAACACCUUCUGACCAAUCAGAAUUGAGUAUUCAAAAGCACUGAAGUAUAAACUGGUAUAAUCCACUAUAGAUUAAGAAACACACACAGAGUUUGCCCGAAUAUGCGAUUUUCUCCCCAUUCCAUGUGACAGCAUCUAUUUUUUGCCCCAGUUCCGUUUCAUUUGUUCUGUUGGGGUGAAAUUUCCCAUAAAUCUCAGACAGGGUCUAUUAGCCCACGGGCCAGUGAGCCAUUCGUCAGAAAGACAAACUGCCGCUCCACUUGUGCUAUUGCAUCACAUUGUCAGACUGUCUCCUGCUCCGACUCACACACACACACACACACACACACACAAACACACAUAUCCACCUGCUAUUUUCAACUUCAAACACAAAUGAUCUCUCUAUUUUGUAGUCUCACUGCUUCUCUUUCAUCCCCUCCCUAUCUGUUGCAUGUGUUUCUUAGCAAUGCAUCAAACCCUUAUAGUUUCUCCAGGGGAUCACUCUAUUUUUCAACCACAGGCCAAAUAUUCACUACGCUCCUGCAUGAUGGAGACGUCCUCCAUCUUCAUCAUUCACUUCCCCUAACCUGGCACAGGACUGAAAGAAGAUUGGAAACCCAAGCGGGAGCCCAUGGGGCUGUUGGCAGGAACAAUUUUUCAGAUUGUCUUUCCAAACACUGCAUUGUGCACACACACACACACACCUGGGACACAACACUUCACAUUUUGUGUGGCUUGCUCAAAACUAAUCAUGAUGAAUCACUGGGUAUGCAGUGGGUAAUUAUGGGCAAUUCAUAUUCAAAUCUGCAACAGGCACGAAAGAGGCUGCAGCCAAAUGUAGACCUGGGUUUUGGUGUCCAGUGAUUUGCUCUAGGUCUGGUUCUGGAUCUUGGUGCACAGAGUCUUGGUCCGGUGUUGGGUCUCACUUCUCAGAGUCUUGGCAUUCAGUUCAGCAUUUUAGGUGGGGUCUGAUGCUUUCUUCCCAGUCUUGGUCUGGUUCUCAGAUUCAGGGCCCAAUGUCUUGUCUGGAUCUUGUGCCGCUGCUUAGAGUCUUCGUAUAGUUCUGGGUCUCUUUACUCAGAGGCUUGGUCUAGUUUUGGGUUUCAAGGUUCAAAGUCAGUUCAGCAGUUUGGUUGGGGUCUGAUUCUCUGUUCUCCAAGUCUAGGCCUGGUUGUGGAUUUUAUGGCCCAGACUAUUGAUCUGGUUCGGGGCCUUGGUUCUCAGAGUCUAUAUCUGGUGCUGGUUUCAUGCUCAGAGUCUCGGUCUGGAUCUGACAUUUCAGCAUUUGGUUGGGGUUUGAUUCUGUGUUCUCCGGGUCUUGGUCUGGUUCUGGGUUUCAGGGUCUUGGCCUGGUUCUGGUUUUCAGGACCUAAAGUGUUUAUCUCAGGGUUCUCAGAGCAUUUUGGUUGGGGUCUGUUGCUCACUUCUCAUUUCUCACUUCUCUCAACCAGUCUUGUUCUGGUUCUAGGUUUCAGGUCCCAAGGGUCUGGUGCUUGGAGUCUUAGUCUGGUUCUGGGUCUACAUUUUAUUAUGUGUCUCUGUUGACUUGGUCUGGUUGUGGGAUUCAGGGUCCAAAGGGUCCAAAGUCAAUGUCUGAUUCUGGCUCUCACUGCUUGGAUUCCUGGUCUGGUUCAAGGUCUUACUGCUGAGGACUUUGGUUAGGGUCUGGGUCUCACUGCUCAGAGUCUUGAUCUGGUUCCGGGGCUUUCUGUUCAGUGUUUUGGUUGGGGUCUGAUUUUCUGUUCCCAGAGUCUUGGUCUGGUUCUGGACUUGGUGCUCAGAGUCUUGGCCUGAAUCUUGGCUGACUAUCCCAAACAAGAUUGCAGGCUUUUUUUCGGGAUGCUGGAUGUAAUAAUCUAUUCCACACUAGUCUACACUAACUUUUUUGAGUUACUAUUUGAAUGUAAAGCAUAGAAAAACAAAUAAUUAUUGAUAAACAAUCUUAUAAUUAAGGAGCUGGUCUGGGUCUCAGUGGGAAUUGCUGUUCACUACAGACCUGAUAUAUAAACAAUUAGAAAAUGGAAUCAGCCUGGCUUUGUGUGUGUGUGUGUGUGUGUGUGCAAUUGUCACUAGACUGUAUAAAUAUUGAGAAAUAGAUUCUGCAUUGUGGCAUGCCAAGUGAAUUCAUGCUGUAAUAAAAAAAGCUGUGAUAUUGGCAUAUGGCGAGUCUUACAACAAUCCAACAAUCAAUAACCAAUUAAAAAACGAACAAACAAAUCCAUCAGCAUGUUUUUACUGAUAUCUGACUCACAAAAUGAAUUCAGUUUUUUAAUAUAAUAUGCUCCCUUUCACAUUUAAUGAACCUGUUUGCUUGCUUUUUUUCAAAAGUACACACUGGGCAUUUAUUGUUGAACAUAUCUUUAGAUUCAGUCCUGUACUACACAUUUUCUGUUGUUCCUAGCUUAGCUAUUAGCUUGAUCAACAUUGUUAAUUUGUAAUAAAAGUUGAUUUUCAGUUAAAUAUGACAUUCAACAAAGCAUUUCAUUUGGUAGUGGAUAUUUAAUAGUGAAAAAUAAAAUUCACAGUUUGCAGCCAAGGCAUGUUUGGUGAUUGACAUUUGAUCUUUGGUUUUUAUGUGGUACUAAAAAGCUAAAAAAAAAAAAAAGUAUAAAAAAUGUGAUGUGUCAUUUUUUUCUAUGAAUUAAAAAUGUAAUCGUUUCCAAAUUGCUGUGGUAUACGAGCAAUAAAAAGGUGCUUUUAAAAUAAUCAGCUUCAGGGUAGUAAGGGCUUCAUGUAGGGCCUCAUCACACCACCCUGUCAUUGAUUAUUUUCCUACAACACCAUGUCAACGUCCUGUUUUAUUGCUUAUGCUAUACUGUUUCUUAAUGCUUCUCCUUAACUUGACCCCAGUUCUAUAUCGUAUCGUAUAAUUAGUGUAUACGAAGUUCAGUACUGUCAUGGUAGCUUUUUGCUAACACUGUUUCUUGAUCAAUUCGUAAUGAAUAUGUUGCUGUAAAGCUAUUUUUCCUGUAAAGCUUACAUUUUAUGAUUUUAUAUUCUUGCUACUGAUGAAUAUCGAAGUCUUUUCACCUCUCUCUUUUCCCAGUUUGGUUGUAGACGCAGUUGGAAUGUCAGCAGUUAUCAUUAAGCUUUAAUGAAAUGACACUGAAACACUGAGAGUCACACUGCCUCAUGGUUAUUUUCGGGUCCAUUGUGGUCCCGUCACACACAAUAAGGGAGCCAUAAAAGAAAGACUGUUUAAAUGAGUUUCCUUUUUCUCUGCCUUAUUUAUGACCGUAAAUCCUGGAGGAGACACACACUGAAGCAGAACCUGCCAUCAAAUAUGGACUUUUAUUUAUUUUUUUACAGCUUUCUCUAUUAGCGAUACACUUCUCUCAGUUGAAUUAUUCCUCUUUUUUUUUUGUAUGUAUGUUAACAAUAAACUCCAGAGUGUACUGAAUGAAAUGUAAUCUCAUUACAGAGAAACACUAAAUACGCACACACAAAAACACACACACACACACACACACACACCCACACACGCACAAAGCCGAAUCAGCGACAGAACAAAUGUAAUUAGGCUUCCUACAGAGAGGGGGAAAAAACACCCUUUUAACAAACGAACCAGUGAAGUAAAACUGUAUUAAGAAAUUAGCUUUCUUUCUUUCAGUUUGUGUAAAAAAGAGCAGGUUCUUUGUGGAGACCAGCAAAAUGUCCCAACAAGGCCAAAACUGUCAGAUAUUCCUAUCCUUGUGGGGACAUUUGGUCCCCACCAAGAUAUAAAAACAUGCCCAGUGGAGUGGAGUGUGCUGAAAACAGGAGUGUGUAUCUGUUACCAUUAUUCCUGCAUGAUUUCAUCAAGGUUCAAGGUUCAAAGUUUUGAAAAUUUGUCACAUACAUAUAUGUAAUAUGUGAUGUAAUGUAGUGAAAUGUUUUUCCUUAGUGCCUCGUUCCACAGUGCCACAAUGAUACAUAAUAAAAACAGAAUAUAAUAUAAUAAAAUAAAAUCUAGUAGACUAUAUGUAAAAAUAUGUUUCGCAGCCUUUAGAGGAAUGAAAUGUAGAAUAUGAAUAUGCAUAAAUAGACUAUGUUUAAAAAAGAACAGAUAUACAGAGCUGUAGUGUGCAAAAAAUUCAGGGCCACUGUCUGACAGUUUGAAUUAUCCACAAUAUGUCUUUCUAAUUUCUAAUUUAUGAAGGUUUUUAUUUGAAUAGAACGCUCAGAAAUUCAACAUAAGUACCUGCAUUACUUAACUGAAUAUGAGUAACCUCUCCGGAAUCACUUUUAUCCCAAUUUGGUCAUUUUCCAAUUUUGUAAUCAGCAUAACACACACUGAGGAAAGUGCUAUCUGCCCUCUUUCACAUACAUGAGCUUACAGAUGCCCCUGAUUGGCUAGUCUCGCUCUGAUUGACAGGGGAUUGAGUAAAGCAUCCCUCCCACCCAGAGAGCCAGUUUCGCUCUCUUGGACUUCCGCCAUUCCCGGAACUCGCAAACUCAUGACCAAUGCUUUUCUGUUACACCACUCAGCAGCCUCGAACAUAAAUAUUGACGUACGUUUGAACUUAAGCCGCCAGCUCUGAAUACAGCACAAGUUUGCAAGCACUAAUAGUCAGGUUUCAUUGUUUAAAUCUUCAAAAUCCAUUACCAUCACGUUAGUUCCUUGCAUUCCCUUGCUAUAAAAUCGCUCGAAGUUCUUCCUUCCAUCAGAUUUGUCACUGAGAAAUCAUU
Pangasianodon hypophthalmus (striped catfish) is the source of this 11407-nucleotide messenger RNA. RefSeq names its product EPM2A glucan phosphatase, laforin (gene epm2a). The record is from RefSeq and is a predicted model, not a curated record. The transcript has 4 exons. Gene Ontology annotation, biological process: protein dephosphorylation. Gene Ontology annotation, molecular function: protein tyrosine/serine/threonine phosphatase activity; protein tyrosine phosphatase activity; starch binding. NCBI's taxonomy places the organism in Eukaryota, Metazoa, Chordata, Actinopteri, Siluriformes, Pangasiidae. Gene Ontology annotation, cellular component: nucleus; cytoplasm. Bases 1005 to 1976 code for a protein of 323 amino acids.